AUGGCUCACAAGGUUGCCAUGAUGCUAGCCCUCGCGGUUUCCGCUCUUUCGGCAACGGCAGCAACUAUUGAAAAGAGGACUGCCGGCGGAGAAGAUGUCAAAGAUGGUGAACUUCCCUUCAUGGUCAGUCUCCAAGGACAACGCGGUGGCCAUAGAUGCGGAGGGGCCUUGGUGGACAGCACUACUGUUGUUACUGCUGCCCAUUGCGUUUCGGGCACCUACUCGAUAAAGGCGGGAACGGCGAAUAUAUCAACCGACGGCGUCGUUGUAAAUGUCAAGUCUCGCCACGAACACCCUGAUUAUGUACUUGGUAACCCUGGAAGUCCUUAUGCCGUCAAUGACAUUGGCGUCUUGAAGUUGGAAACUCCGGUUGAGAGGAGCGACACGAUUGACUAUGUGACACUGCCGGCGGACGGCUCGGACCCUGUGCCCAACUCAAUCGCCAUAGGUGCCGGCUGGGGCUAUCAACCCGAUAUAACGCCUUGGCCCAAGCAACUCAGCAAGGUUGCUAUGCCUGUCCGCGACCGCGAGGUCUGUUUUAACUUAUCUCCUGAGGGUUUAUCUGGUAGAACUACGGUUAUAUGUGUUGGUGGAGAUGGCAAGGCUUUAUGUGAUAAAGACAGCGGCGGUCCUGUUAUUGACCAGGACACGCGACAGCUUAUUGGUGUCGUGUCAUUUGGUCUCGGCCGCUGGCCAUGCACUCCUAAGAAUCCCAUGGUGUGCACGAGAGUCGGCAACUACAUCUCUUUUAUUAAGAAGUAUCUUUAG
This is a messenger RNA of Metarhizium brunneum ARSEF 3297, 768 nucleotides long. Its product is annotated as Trypsin. Lineage: Eukaryota; Fungi; Ascomycota; Sordariomycetes; Hypocreales; Clavicipitaceae. The record is from RefSeq and is a predicted model, not a curated record. Gene Ontology annotation, biological process: proteolysis. Gene Ontology annotation, molecular function: serine-type endopeptidase activity.